UGAAGUAUUGAUAACACCAAGGAAAUCUGUCAGAAUUUGAAAAAAUAAGCAAAAGUUUGAUUUCCAGACACUACAGAAAUAGAAAUAAAAAUGCGUCCGAUGCGAAUUUUUGUGAAUGAUGAUCGCCACGUGAUGGCAAAACAUUCUUCUGUGUAUCCAACGCAAGAGGAACUGGAGGCUGUGCAAAACAUGGUGUCCCACACUGAGCGGGCACUCAAAGCUGUGUCUGACUGGAUAGACGAGCAGGAGAAAGGCAGUGGCGAGCACACGGAGUCUGAAAACAUGGAUGUGCCCCCGGAGGAUGAGGGCAAGGAAGGGGCUGGGGAACAAAAGACGGAACAUAUGACAAGAACCCUGAGGGGUGUGAUGCGAGUGGGUCUCGUGGCAAAGGGUCUCCUGCUCAAGGGAGACUUGGAUCUGGAGCUGGUGUUGCUGUGUAAGGAGAAGCCCACGACUGCCCUCCUGGACAAGGUGGCUGACAACCUGACUAUCCAGCUUGCUGCUGUAACAGAAGACAAGUACGAAAUACUGCAAUCUGUUGAUGAUGCUGCAAUUGUGAUAAAAAACACAAAAGAGCCGCCAUUGUCCCUGACCAUCCACCUGACUUCCCCCGUUGUCAGAGAAGAAAUGGAGAAAGUUUUAGCUGGAGAAACGCUAUCAGUCAACGAUCCCCCGGACGUUCUGGACAGGCAGAAAUGCCUUGCUGCCUUGGCGUCCCUCCGCCACGCCAAGUGGUUCCAGGCCAGAGCCAAUGGGCUGAAGUCAUGUGUCAUUGUCAUUCGAGUCCUGAGGGACCUAUGCACCCGAGUGCCCACCUGGGGUCCCCUCCGAGGCUGGCCCCUCGAGCUCCUGUGUGAGAAGUCCAUCGGCACAGCCAACAGACCCAUGGGUGCUGGCGAGGCCCUGCGCAGAGUGCUGGAGUGCCUGGCGUCGGGCAUCGUGAUGCCAGAUGGUUCUGGCAUUUAUGACCCUUGUGAAAAAGAAGCCACUGAUGCUAUUGGGCAUCUAGACAGACAGCAACGGGAAGAUAUCACACAGAGUGCGCAGCAUGCACUGCGACUUGCUGCGUUUGGCCAGCUACAUAAAGUCCUGGGCAUGGACCCUCUGCCUUCCAAGAUGCCCAAGAAACCAAAGAAUGAGAACCCCAUCGACUACACGGUUCAAAUCCCCCCCAGCACCACAUACGCCAUCACACCCAUGAAGCGCCCUAUGGAGGAGGAUGGGGAGGAGAAGUCUCCUAGCAAAAAGAAAAAGAAGAUUCAGAAGAAAGAGGAGAAGGCAGAGCCUCCCCAAGCCAUGAACGCCUUGAUGCGAUUGAACCAGCUAAAGCCGGGGCUGCAGUACAAACUGGUGUCCCAGACUGGGCCCGUCCAUGCCCCCAUCUUCACCAUGUCUGUGGAGGUUGAUGGCAAUUCAUUCGAGGCAUCUGGGCCAUCCAAAAAGACUGCCAAGCUGCACGUGGCUGUUAAGGUGUUACAGGACAUGGGCUUGCCGACAGGCGCCGAAGGCAGGGACUCCAGCAAGGGGGAGGACUCAGCCGAGGAGACCGAGGCGAAGCCGGCAGCGGUGGCCCCUGCCCCCGUAGUGGAAACUGUAUCAACCCCCAGUGCUGCCUUUCCCUCAGAUGCCACUGCCGAGAACGUAAAACAGCAGGGGCCGAUCCUGACAAAGCACGGCAAGAACCCUGUCAUGGAGCUGAACGAGAAGAGGCGUGGCCUCAAGUAUGAGCUCGUGUCUGAGACCGGCGGCAGCCACGACAAGCGCUUCGUCAUGGAGGUGGAGGUGGAUGGACAGAAGUUCCAAGGUGCUGGUUCCAACAAGAAGGUGGCAAAGGCAUACGCUGCCCUUGCAGCCCUAGAGAAACUCUUCCCUGACGCCCCUCUCGCCCUUGAUGCUAACAAGAAGAAGAGGGCCCCCGUGCCAGUCCGAGGCGGACCCAAGUUUGCCGCCAAGCCACAUAACCCCGGCUUUGGUAUGGGAGGUCCCAUGCACAAUGAAGUGCCCCCACCCCCCAACCUGCGAGGGCGGGGAAGAGGAGGCAACAUCCGUGGGCGAGGGCGAGGACGAGGAUUUGGUGGCGCCAACCACGGAGGCUACAUGAAUGCUGGCGCUGGGUAUGGAAGCUAUGGGUACGGAGGCAACUCGGCGACAGCAGGCUACAGUGACUUUUUCACAGACUGCUACGGCUAUCAUGAUUUUGGGUCUUCCUAGAGCGUCUAAAAGUAUUGCACACAAAAUCAACUUUUUACUCCAAUUUCCUCCAACUCCAAAGCCCCAAGUGUCCGUGCUGUGUCCCUGUGCUUCACUGGGUUUCUCAACCGUGGCUUUCCACCGCAGCUUGUCUGAAACUCUUAGCCUGCAGAACUUAAGACAAUGGCAGUUUUUAUCGUGAUUUGCCUUUGAACUUGGUCAGAUUGAAGUUCACAAUAAGUGGAAAACAAUUUUUCCAGAGAAUGUAUUUUUGUGCAGAAUUGCACAGAAUUCUAGAGCCAGCGUUGUCCAGCAUCAAGGCAAAAGCCCACCUUUGCUUUUUAUGGAAAGCAUUUACCUUAUUUAAAGAGACAGACAAUGACACAUUUUAAUCUACCUUUGUCUUAAUUUACAGCAGGUUUUGUAUGAAUUUUUAACCUUUUAACAAAUUCCCAAAUCGGGUUGAUGCCUUUGACAGUCAUGAAAACGAUUCUACCACACCUGAAUCCAGAGCAACCGGCUUAUUUUUCUUCCAAGCAUGUUAAAUGUUGGGACACGUGGGGAAUUGUAUGUUGCGUUGAGUGAACUUCUCCCGCCUUAAUGUAAAUGCUCUGGUGGGUUCUUGUUUGGGGAUGCGACAUCUUGUGCUGGUUUAGCUAGAGAGAGUGAACUCUCAAAGGUAUCAAAACUGUGCUUCCAUGAUCGGUGUGAAAAACAGACAGGCUUCAAGGGGUGGGUGACGUGAAAUUUUGCAAGUCCUAAUCCAACUGCAAAGGCGUGGGAUUUGGGUUUUUUUUUUUUUUUUUUUAAUGGGGCUUUAAAAAUAAUCAAGGAGAAAGAGCCAGUUGUGUUCCCUGCUUCUCCAGUGAAGAACCAGCUUUGGCUCUGCUGGCCGUGCUGCUGGGCAAGCCACCACCAUAGACUCCAGAGGCCUGGGAUCCUCUCCUGUGAGCACAGGCAUACACAGCUCCUCUGGCUAUCCGUCGAGGCCCCUCUUUCCUAGUGGGUGCCCUCCUUGGAAAUGAUGGUCUCUGACCAGUAGUUCUUUUUGCAGCAAAGCCUGCCUCUGUGUUGACUUGCAAGAUUUUGCGUUUAUCCAGGAAAAACUGGUCAAAAUGGUCACUACGUGGUUUGUUCCCAGAGGUUUGAAACAUUCAGUGAAACUUUUUAAAAACUUUGAUUGCAUGGUGUAUUUUUUUUUAGAAAGUUAUUGUUUAAGAAUUAUGUCUUUUUAUACCAGGAAAUAGUUCUCCUGAAUGACGUUGAAAAACCCCUUUCCCCUUUAUUUUUUUUUUAAAUCAAUACAUGUGAAAGUAACAAGC
Carlito syrichta (Philippine tarsier) is the source of this 3512-nucleotide messenger RNA. RefSeq names its product interleukin enhancer binding factor 3 (gene ILF3). The transcript has 17 exons. The record is from RefSeq and is a predicted model, not a curated record. NCBI's taxonomy places the organism in Eukaryota, Metazoa, Chordata, Mammalia, Primates, Tarsiidae. The coding region runs from base 91 to 2211 and encodes 706 amino acids. Gene Ontology annotation, cellular component: precatalytic spliceosome. Gene Ontology annotation, molecular function: double-stranded RNA binding; single-stranded RNA binding.